Chrysoperla carnea is the source of this 477-nucleotide messenger RNA. RefSeq names its product ejaculatory bulb-specific protein 3-like. Bases 61 to 462 code for a protein of 133 amino acids. The transcript is spliced from 2 exons. The record is from RefSeq and is a predicted model, not a curated record. NCBI's taxonomy places the organism in Eukaryota, Metazoa, Arthropoda, Insecta, Neuroptera, Chrysopidae.
CCAUAGAAAAAUUGUUUAUCGUUAUCAAAAGUGUUACAAAGUGCUUAACUACUUACAACAAUGAAGUUCACAUUAUUAGUGGCUGUAUUUUUAUUUGUGGCUAUUGCCCAUAGUGUUUAUGGUGCCCCAGAACCAGCAAAUUCUAAAUAUACAACCAAAUAUGAUAAUAUCAAUUUGGAUGAAAUUUUAAAUAGUUCACGGUUAUUGGAUAAUUAUUGCAAAUGUCUUUUGGAUUUGGGAAGAUGUACACCAGAGGGUAAAGAAUUAAAAAAAAAUCUAAUUGACGCGUUACAAACUGGCUGUUCCAAAUGUUCAGAAAAACAAAGGAAAGAAACACCAAGAGUAUUGAAACAUUUGAGAGAACAUAAAAAUGCUGAUUGUUUCAAACCAUUAACAGCAAAAUAUGAUCCAAAAGAUGAAUAUAAAAAUAAAUUCGAAAAAGAACUUGAAAAGAAUCUAUAAUUUUAUUUUUUGACA